This is a messenger RNA of Capronia epimyces CBS 606.96, 1572 nucleotides long. RefSeq lists its product as uncharacterized. Gene Ontology annotation, molecular function: carbohydrate:proton symporter activity. Bases 1 to 1572 code for a protein of 523 amino acids. Gene Ontology annotation, cellular component: membrane. Lineage: Eukaryota; Fungi; Ascomycota; Eurotiomycetes; Chaetothyriales; Herpotrichiellaceae. The transcript is spliced from 5 exons. Gene Ontology annotation, biological process: transmembrane transport; carbohydrate transport. The record is from RefSeq and is a predicted model, not a curated record.
AUGUUGCGACUCACGGCAUACAACGUGUGGAUCGUGUGCGCCUCCUGUCUCGGGGCGUACUCGUAUGGAUUUUCCUAUGCAGUCUUUGUCACCUCCAUUGGAGAGCCGGGAUUCUUCCUCUUCUUUGGCUUGGACCCCACCUCAGACCAUACCGCCUCGAUAAUCGGGGCCAUCAGCGCGCUUUUCUGCGCCGGAGCAGCCUUCGGCGCCAUCCUACAAGGCUGGACCAGUGACAAAUACGGACGACGCCCGUCGCUGGCCAUCGGUGGUGCCAUCUCCAUAGUUGGCACCGCAGUGGUGGCUGGAUCAUGGAACAUGCCCAUGCUAUUCGUCUUCCGGUUUGUCACCGGCUUGGGCGUCGGGCAGCUCUUAGCCUUGGUUCCUAUCUACAUCGCUGAAGUGGCUCCUCCGCAUCGACGCGGGUUGCUGAGUGCCUUGACGGGCUGUGGCUUCUCCUUGGGCUACUUGAGUUCCGCCUGGAUUGGUUACGGCAUCUUUUUCACCAGCAAUAUGACGGCACAAUGGCGUAUGCCACUGUGUCUGUGUCCGAUUGCACCCAUCGGCCUCGUGAUCGCAUGUUAUUGGAUCCCCGAGUCUCCCAGAUGGUUGAUCUGGAAUGGUCGAUCUUCCGAAGCCUGGGUGGUGAUCCAGAGGGUACACCACGAUCCCACUGACGCGCAAGAUGUUGCGGCUCAUGCGGAAUAUAUUCAAAUCCAGCGGCAAGUGGAGCAUGACAAACAGUUCAGUCCAACCUACCUGCACAUGUUCACCGUGCCCUCGUGGAGAAAGAGAACACUGAUCGCCAUGUUGGUCAUCUUCGCGGUGCAAUCAGCCGGCCUGAAUGGCAUCACCACGUAUUUGAUCCUGGUGGCCCAGGGUGCUGGCCUCACCGGUUCCUCGUCACUUUUGAUUUAUGCCAUUUACGUGGUGAUUGCCGUGAGCUUCAACUUUGUGAAUGCCGCCAUCAUCGACCGGGUGGGACGGAGGAAGAUGCUUCUGACGGGGAUUGCCUGGACAGGACUGAGUCUCCUCUCGGCCGCUCUGCUCGAAUGGAAGUAUACUGGCACGGGCAACAAAUCAGGAAAUUCGGCGGCGAUAUUUUUCAUCAUGAUCUUUGGUCUGGGGUUGGGCUUGUUCCUUGACCCGACGCAGUUCACGUGGUGCUCCGAGGUGUUCCCAACCAUCAUCAGGGCCAAGGGUCUCACCAUUGCUCUUUUCACCUACUUUGUGGCCACCAUUCUGUACACGGCUCCGGCCCCGACCGCGUUUGCAAACAUUGGAUGGAAAUACUACCUGGUGUUUGUCGCCUGUGACGUUGUCAGCUUCAUCACCUUAUACAUCUGGAUGCCCGAGACCACGGGUCUGACGCUGGAGGAGAUGGGCAAAUUAUUUGGCGACGAAGUGGUCACUCACUUUUCCCAAGAUGGCCGCGGACUUGUCGAGGUCGAUGCCAUGGCCGCCUUUGAGGAGAAGAUUGACUCGGCACAGGUUGAGAAUAUCAAGUCGGAGGCAGAGACGGGGAAUGGGCCUCACGAGAAGCAUAUCAUUGAAGAAGGGAAGCAUGCCCAGUGA